Clunio marinus is the source of this 758-nucleotide messenger RNA. The record is from the annotation of a GenBank genome assembly. Lineage: Eukaryota; Metazoa; Arthropoda; Insecta; Diptera; Chironomidae.
AUUCGUGUUUUGACGUUUGAAGUGGCAACAAAAGCAUUUUUUCAAAAGCAGUUUAAUUCAUUCAAAAGUGUUGAUAAAGUAAAAUUUAGAAAAAAAUGUCAAUCCAAUUUAAAAAAUAUCGACUAGAAAGAAGUGAAAAUUUCGAUGAAUUCAUGAAAGAACUUGGUGUUAAUUUUCUUGUGAGAAAAAUGGCAAACACUGUUACAUCAACUGUUCAACUGGUGAAAGAAGGCGAAAACUCUUAUUCAUUUAACACUGUGUCAACAUUUCGCAAUCAAACGUUGAAAUUCAAUCUGAACGAAGAAUUCGAGGAAGAAAGAAUGGACGGAAAAAAGGUCAAAUGCGUAGUGACGUUUGAAGGGAAUAAAAUGAUUCAACAUCAGUUAGGCGAUAAGUCAGUUCGUAUUGAAAGAGAGUUCAACGACGAUGAGCUUAUCACAAAAUGCAUCGUGGGAAAUGUUGUUGCUACCCGUUGGUUCAAAGCAGUCAGUGAAUAACUUUGGAAUUUCGAAUUUAAAAUAUGUAAUAUUAAAUCGUCAGGGUCAGGCAUUUAUACAAAUUUCUUUAGCCUUUGGAGAAACAUUUUCUUACACAUUUUUUUUUAUUUUUCCGUUAAUUAACAAGCAAUCAUGUUACUACAUACAUGUGUGUAGAUAAUUAAUUCAUUCAUUAUGUUUUGAAUGAUCAAUUACUGAAAGUAAAUUGUAAUGCAAAUAUAUGCAAGAAUAAAAUCAUUAAAGUUUUUGAAUAAUUAUCAA